AUGGCGGACACAAAUGCACUGCACUGUGGUGAUAUGUUAUUUUUUUUUAACUCCCUAGUUUGUACUACUGUAAAAGAAAUUGAGGGAGUGAAUCAAAGUAGUAUUAGUUUAUCUUCGUUAAAGUUGAACAAGAAACGUGCAAGUGGAGAUUUAAUUCUUCCUGGUUUUGUUCGUGCCUGUUGUGUAUCAGAUCAGCAAAGCAGCAGAGAAAAUGUAAGCUUAAGUUUAAAGUACUAGAUUAAUGGAAAACGGUUUAUACUUAUUUAUAGUAAAAGCUUUUUUCUUUUAGACUAUUUUUUGAUAACUUUGAGGAGAGGUGGAGGACCCUAGUUCCCCCCUCCUUCGGAGAUGGUAAAGAAAAAAAAAUCUUUUCUGUUGUCUAUUAGAGCCCAUCAAACUCAUUACUUACAAAGGUAACUUUAGCUUAAGAUUAAAUUAUUUCAAGCACAUGCUGACCUCUUUGUAAACUUUGCAACACUUAUGUAAGGAUAGAAAGCUGGUUGUCCAUUUGAGUUAAUUUGCAGCUGACGUCAUGAUGACAAUGUUGAUUGACAAGAAGAAAAGGGUUUCUCUUUGCUGGAAACUAAACUCUAUUUUUAUGGAAAUUUUUCCAAAAGAAAUUGUAUUGUUUUUUCGACUAACAUGGUAACCUCAAGUGUCACAUGCAUGCAAACCAAGAAUAUUAAAAAGGCUGAAAAAGGCUUAUAGGCUCAUAUUACAAGAAAAAUGUUGAUGCAUUUUUAUGAUAUUGAAAAGGAUAAUGGUUUUAUACAUGUACACUGCAUGCAUUUCUACCCAUUUUAGAAUUUCAGAAAAUCUUCAUUCUGAGUUAUGGAUAUAUUUAUGUGUUUGGACAGUGAUUUGUUGUUUUUGAUAUCAUUAUUACUACGGAUGAUUAUUUUUAUUCCUAUUGUUGUAAUUUAUCUGUAUCUUAAUACAUGUUUUGUAUUAUUGUAAAGAGCCUAUAACAGCUAGUGAUAUAGAUGCAAUAGAAAUAAGUUUAUUAUUAUUAUUACUGGACAGUGUUAAUGCUUAUUGCUUUCAGAAACCUCUCUCCGAGAAACUUAGCGAGCUGAGGAGGUGGCUGAAAUUCAGGCUACAUGUUAAACAGUAUGCACUGAAAAAUGUAUUAAUUUUGUAACCUGACAACAAAAAGUGCUAGUUUUGAUUGUUGCAUUUGAUUUAAAGAACCCUUCAGAUAGGUUAAUAUUCUCUAAGAAAUUCAAUGUAAAAUAAAUAAUUUUUGUGUGGUAUAUAUCACUGUUGUUUUUACUCUGCAUGCAUGAUACUAAUCAAUUUGUACCUAUUGAAUGCUUUUAGGGCCAUUUUCAAAGACUUUGUCAGGAGAUUACCAGUCGCUUGUCCAGACUUCAGUUUUUUGAAAAUUGUUGUGUGACUUCAAGUGUAGGCCAUCUCUUGUUGAAGCUAAACAGAUCUCUUGUCAGUGGGACAGUAAUUUACAAUGUGCUGAAUAAAGUGGAUUUUACUUUUACUGAGUCACCUGAAAAACAGAAACUGACAUUUUUGCUGAAUCCAUCUUUAUUGUGGAGUUUAAAUAGUAAGGAACAAGAAAAUUUAAGUCUUGAUCAGUUAAGAACAGCCCUUGUUACUGAACACAGCAAAGAACUUUUACAAGUUACUGGGUAAGUGUUGUCUUUGUCUAUUGUUAGCUCGUGUACUAAAAUGCCUAUUCAGCUGUUCGCUAUGCUCUGUGGGGAUGGACUGCAGGCACCUUCUUUUUUGGCUAAAAUGUGUAGUCGCUGCUGAACAGGGUAUGGUUUUUGCAAUCUUGAGUCUUAAUGUCUUGAACAGAUUCCCUUCUAAACCUGAAGUCUUGAAUUUGGUGUGAAUGUUAGCUGCGCAUGGUCUACAUGCAUGGAGUACAACAUUUUUUUUAAAUUAUGUAAUUCAAUAAUGUCAGUUAUGAAAAAAAAAUUUUGUGUGGGCGAAAUGAAAAAAAAAAAACAGAAAUGUCGGUUAUCUCAAAUGGGGUCACAAAAUACUCAGAUUCUGGCGUACACGGGGUAGUAAAAUGCUCAAAUUUUACCCUAAAGAGGGUCAAAGUUUGAAAGGAGUUUAGGGGCUCACCUCUAAAAAAAUACUUUAUUUACUAUCAGUGGUCAGUGAAGGCUCAGUUUGACAGGGGAUGGGAAUGGGGUCCAUGUUUUGUUGAAACUUAGGGUUGUCUUGAACACAGUUUUCUUGAUGUAAACAGGAAGCAAUACAUCACCAGAAACUAUGUAUAAAAUGUAUUUGCAACUCAUAUCUUAUCCCAUACAGUCAUCUCUCACCAUGCUUACCCCACCCCCAGAUAAUAUGGGCAGCAACUAAAUCCCUGGCAAAACCAAAUUAUAGAACUUGACUGAAAUAAACCUACACCACCAAGGACACAGGUUAUUGAGGACACCUUUUAGGCCCGCCUUCCACCCCCCCCCCCCCCCACCCACACCAACCCCCCCCCCACACCCCACGGACAGAAAUGUUUGAUAAUGUAUUCUUGUUUCUGUUGGGUAUUGCUUCGUUUUUUUUUUUUCUUGUUUUGUUAUCAUUUUUUUAUUAAAUUAGUCUUCCCUCCCCACCCCCCCUCCCCCCCCCCACAAAAAAAGCCGCAAAAAAAACCCCCACACAAAAAAAAAAAAAAAAUACAAUCAAAAAAAAAACCACCCCCCCCCAAAACACAUGUUUUGGGGGCCCUCUUUUCCCCCCCCCCCCCCCCCCCCCCACUAGAACAUCACACUGACCAUCUGAGAAUGUGGGUAUGAAUUUUUUCUAGAUCUAGAUGAUUUGUGGUAUGUCUACUGAAUUUUUUUCUAUGUGUAUAUGUAUUUCUAAUAUUGCAGAAUGCCUGUCAAAUUAAUACCAUUUGAGUGCCAAGCCAAUAUACACCCUGAUCUUCAAGCCAGCAAGCUGCAAUUAUGUCACAUUUUUGUUCCAUCAUGCAUGUCAAGGAAAGGUGACGCAAUGGUGCCAGAUAUUGAAAUUGUUAGGAAAGUUGAAGAACUUGUUAACAUCUUACAAAGUCUGAAGUUUAGCAAACAAGUUGAAUCAAUCAGAUCAAGUACUGAACCAGCUUCACAUUCUUGCAACAAUGAAGUCGAAGUAGGGAAGUAUAAUUGUGACUCUAUGAGAUAUGAAUGCUCCACCAGAAACUUUGUUUGUGACAUCAAAGAUUUUCAUAGUGAUAUGCAAAAGCAUUCAGGUGAGUAUUUCACAUAUCAAGAACACCUUUUAGGCCUUCACACCUAAGACUCGACCUGCAAAUGAAGGUGCUACUUUGUGCAGUCUGCUGGAGUCGAACCUAGCUCUACAGGCACCUGCUUAUUAUGGACGUUUUCUAUGUCCAUGGGGAAAACCCUUACAUUUUUUCUCUAAAUUCAAGCCACCUAAUAUAGACACCCCUCAAUGCACAACAGACACUUCUUUCUUGCACAGUCAAUAGAUUCUUACAGAAAGUUAACCUUGCUAAUGUGGACACAUUAUUAUCAGCUGUGUGCUAUAAUUGCCUUUUCCUUUUUCAAGUAAGGUGCCCAGAAUGAUGGCUUUGUGAAGUUUAGAGAUGUUUAAUUUGAUGAUGAAAAGCACUAGCACUAUUUUUUUCAAAUACAGGACAAUGUGUUCUUGACUUACACAAAAUGACCAGCCUAAUGCAGAGUGAUGUUACAGGUCAAAUUUGACUUCAGUUUAAAUUUGAUUUAACUUACGUUGAUUCUCAAUUCCUUUGUUUCCUAGCACUAAUUAAGAGUCAAAGGAAAUUGAGAAUCAACCUAGGUUAAAACAAUUUAACCUGAAAUUAAAUUUGACCUGUAACACAGUCACCCCUUUAAUAUGGAGACUUUCUAUGGCCCCUACUGUCAGUAUUCAUCUUAACAGGGUUUGACUGCAGUACUAUUAUCAUUGUCAUCAUUAUAAUAUUAUUAGUAUCAUUAGCAAAAACAUUAGUUGAUAUAUCAUCAACAACAUUUCACGACUGUCUAAAUUUCAGUCUUUGUGAUGGGUCUGUAAGAAAUCUUUUAUUCCCCCUACCUCCUUUACUUGCACAAGUGACACACUGUUCUGUGUACCAUGCUAACCACUAGACCACUGAGGAUUUGAUGGAUGGAAGGGAAAUAACUUAAAUACAUAUAGCAUCAACCCCAACCCAAAAAAGAACUUAACCAAUUUCCAAACUGACUGCUUAACCCUAAUCAGUAAACAGGGGCAACAAACGAGAAUAUAGUUCAAAACCACUUAAACAUAGCAUUGUUAAACGUAUUUUAGUAUUUAAACGGCGGUAGACAUAUGCGCAUUUUUAUCCCCUAAAAAUUUUUCAUCUGUACGGAUUUCCUUGCUGAAAGUCUAGUGGUCCGAAAAUUAUAGGGAUCAAAACUUACUUUUUUGAAAAUUUCAGCCAGAAAAAAGGCUCCCGAAAAGUCUAGGUGACCUUUUUAGGGUAAAAAUCCGUUAAAAAUUGGCAAUUAUACCAUUUUUUAGAUGUUCGAAAAUCUUAGGAGAUGCAGGCAAGCAAGAAAUUUUACAACAAAUGUUCGGAAAAUUCUAGAUCUCAAAUCGUCUUCCAAACAGAUAUUUUUCCGAAAAUUGACAUUGGGUGUCCCUGAGUAAAGGCAGUGCUUAACCACUACCACCACUUUAAGGAAAACUACGUUGUGUAAAUUUCAUGAGAUGUCCGAAGGGGACUGCGGUGGAUGGGAUCUAAUGUUAACCUUUUAAGUCACUCAUAAAUAAUUAUGUGUUUUUGUCUUGUAUUAAGUGACAUCACCCUUGGUGCGAUGGGCAACCUUUGCCAAGUAUGAAUAUAGAAAUAGAAAUCUUUUUUGUCUUGUAAGCUAAAAUUAGCUGUAAUUUUUAUUCAUUUCUUAUACACAGUUUCUCUGUCAUGUUCAUUACUAAAGGAGGUAGCAAAGCUGGAACUUGUUGGAAAAAGUGUAGGUUAAAUGAGUGGUAAUAUUUAUUAAGAAGGAUGAACUUGCUAAUUUACUGCUUCAAUCAAUAAUGCUCAAAUUUAAAGCUACUACUAACCAGGAGAAUGUAACAAACAGCUCAAAACAUUACUUUUUAAGCAGAUUUUGUCUUAAGUAUAACAUCGUAAAUGGUUUUAAAGGGAAGAAUUAAGCUUUGAUUUAAAAUAAGUAUACUUUAGCUGAUUCAAUAGAGGUUGCUUUGGGCAUUGGAAUUGGGCACUAGGAAGCUAUUGUUUCAAAUCAUUACAUUCUUCAGUGUGCCCAAAUGCCCAAUUGCCAAUUGCAAAUGCCUAAAACAGCCUUUAUUGAAUCAGCUAUAUCUUCAUUGAACUUGCAGUUGCUGUUGCGAUGACAUCAUUUUGUAGAGAGCCUAAUAGUUGAUAUUUUUCUUGCUGUGGCCUUAAUGUCCUAUAGAAAGUUAUUGCAACUUGUUUGUUGUGGCAGAUUGGAUUAUCUUAAAAAACCUCUUUGAUUGACAAUCAUAAACAGCAAAGUAAACACAACAGGGUUUUUAACGAUGAAGAAGAGAACUUGUGUCUCAACUGACUCUUGACUGUUAGUGGUCAGCUGGGUAAUUUUUUGCACUUUGAACUGUCCUAUGUUAUUUAUGUAGAAUUUCGUGAAGUGUCUGAGUCUGUUUCAUAAUUUGAGAAAUGUCACACCCCCAUCCAUACAUUUUGUAAGUUUCAUGCUUACUGUGGUACCUUCUCAUUAUAACAGACUGCUAGUGCAGACAUACUGCUUCACAUUACUAGCUGUCGAAGAGCAUUUACCCAACAGCAGGUCAGUGCUGUGUGGCAGAGGGUCUCUGAAUCUUCACUGGCAAACAAACAGGUACUGAUAGCUAUAGACAGUGAACAACAAAGGCUUGCCCCACACUAAGCUGCAAACAGAUUUUAAGCCUUGAUUUGUUCAUAAUGAAGACAAUUUUUUUUGAUAUAGAGAUAUGAUGGUGGAUUUUGAGCUUGGUGAAUACAUUAGAACUUUUUCCAAUCAGUCACAUAGGUGGCUCAGUGUUACAGUUGAACUCCCUCUAACAGCCAUCUCUCUUCAAGAGCCACUUUUUUUGUUGCAACAGGCAAAUAAUCCAUACAUUGACCUUUGUUUAAAUUAAAACCUCUCUAAAACCUAGAGCACCUAUUUCGAGGAUCAAUUUGUGGUAUUUAUUUAACAUUUAUUUAUUUAUCUAUUACUGCUGUCCAUGUUAUCGAAUAGAUGAAAAAGGAAAAUUGGAAGUUACCUUUUCCUUUGCAUAGAAUGACUAUCUUUUGCUGAACAGCCAACAUUUAACUAGUGUAACAGUCAAGUUCUUCUGAGGUUUAACCUUACUUCUGCAUCUAUUAAUGGCCUUUAGUUCUGGAUUUUUGCAAUAAGUAAAGACUUUGUUCCUUUUUUAUUUGAUGUUGCUCCACUGUUGUAGAGUUCACUUUACAUAGUUUACAACACAGAAGUGCUCAGUAUUUUGUGGCAAGCACUGGCUUAAAUUUUUUCUUAAUUUGCAGUUCCUUGUCACUCAUGGACUUGUUACAGUAAACAACAGUGGAGAGAAACUUCAAGUUCCUUUUGGUACAAUGGAUCUUCUCAAGUGAGAGAAUUCUUCAUAUAAAGUGGCUUUCUCUACUUAUAUAGUAUUGAUUACACCUUUCCACAGAAGUGAAAUCUAUAAUGUCUGAUGUGGGUCCAAAACCCCUGAUGAUCAUUAGCAGUUUCUUCUUAUCUAAAGCAUUAAUUUGUUGCACAACCUUCUGCUGUUCUGAGUAUGAUGAUCAAAAUGUGCAAUCACUUUGUAAGGUGUCCUGAGGCCCAGUUUGCAUAAAGAAUUUUAAGAUUAUGUUUCAUUUAUAUUAUUGUUCCAAAACUAUGGAUUAUUGUUCAGAACAAUAGAGCUCUCUUAUCUCCAGAAUUAUCUUUAAGCAGGUGGGUCCUGUACCGGGUUUUGCUUAGAGGCUGCUGGGAACUCUUAGCCAGCUUUCAAAACAAUACUUUGUGACCCAACUGAAAUGCUCUUGACUAUAAAAGUUACAUGUAGAACUGAAGUCAUCCAAUGCUAUGAGCUGGUUAUACCUUGUAAAACUUGUUGAAAGUGAAUUACUUUGUUUUUGUAGAGUGCGUGAAAAGCAGCUCAUGGAGUCCUAUGUUUUGAAAUAUGGCAACAAAGUUGAAGGUACAUGUGAAUUCCAGAAACAUAGAACAGGUUGAAUUGCAUGACGUGAAUCUUGGGAGGCAGUAGUAGAGUGCAUCACACAAUACAUGCAUCUUGUUUUUUGGUAGUAAGCCCAUCAUACAGAGGCUGACAUCACAACAUCACAGAAUGUACAGUAACUCUAUUUCCUUUUCCAUAAAAUUAAAGAGCUAAUUGUGAGUCUUUCUUCUGAGCAAAGGGAAACAACUCAACUUGGGUGUAGACCUGCUCCCUAAGGACCAUUUUGCACAACAUCAUGGUUUUAAAAACUUGAAGUUUUUCUUAUGUUAGUCAUUACACUUUGUGAUCACAUAUGCAUUUCUCAUGGUUAUAUGGUGAACAUAACAUAUAGUCCUUAUCAGAUUUUCAACUGAGCUGCAAUCUAGUAAUGUUUGUAAAAGCUGGUCUCAAUAUGUGAUUUUUAUAAUUAGCAAUCGUAUCAAAACAUGUCCUGGAUAACAUUGUGGGAACCUCGAUCUCUUUUCCUAUAAACUGAAGCAUGCAUCUAGGCAGAAAAAUGUAUGGGACCAUCUUAGCACAGCAGCAAAUUUAACGCUGUAUUUUUUAAAGAAAUAAGCCUUCAAUACUUUCUGUGUUUCGAUUUUUAGGACAUGCUUGGGAAUCUUCAAUUCAUCAGAUGGCAGUUGCAGCUGUUAAGCUUGAGAUUCUCUCAAUAGCUCCAAAUAGCGAAGUAAGUUGAAUGAUCUUAAAGGGCAUAACCUCUUAACACUGUUCUGCUUUAAACUUGAGUUAUUGAGUGUUACUGAUAUAAGUAUCAAAUUGCCAAGUUGGUAUAAGUUUAGCCCCUAUAUCCUACAUGUACAGUGUAUGUUCUCCAUACUGACUGAAGAGAAUUUGAUAAAGGAUGUAACAUUUUGAUGUAAACAAUGUUCAAUUGCUCGGUACUUGAGGCAGAGAUUCAUUCAUUUUGUUGAACCCUUACAUUUUAUCCAGAGAUCUCACCAUAACACUCUCCCUUAAUAAGUUUAGUACAAGAGGGUAUUGCUCUAUAACAUUAAUUUAUAAGCCUCUUUAUUUCAUAUUUCCAGGUCAAAAUUGAUGUGUCUGAAUCUUCAAGAGAAUUUAGGCAAGCCACUUUUGUUAUGUAUAACUGUGCCAGGCUGGCUAAGCUGUUCGAAAACUUUGAGAAAAAUGUCCUUAAAGGUGAGAACAAACAAAACAGUCAUAUAUGGAAAACACAUGUCAAGCAAUUAAGGGUUUCAUUAAUUUUGCUUAUAUUGUGUGUGAGCUGGGUUAUCAGGGAGAGGGUUUAUGUAAUGUUUAACACAUCAGCAGCUGCAGUGUUUUAUCACUGGUUAACAAUGCAAUUUAAGCACAUAGAACUCUCCUGACAGACACUCUCAUAAGCGGACUGCUCUAUUUACAGCAGCCUUCAGAAAACUCUUUUCUUCUCAGCUCCCAUACGAAUUCUGAAUUUUUAUAUUCCUGUAAGCAGCCAGCUCCAGACAUGGAAACUUUUUCACUCUCCCAAGGGUGUCUGCUCACAACAGCUUCCAAUGUAGUGGUAAAACAUGUGCUGUGAGUGUUUUGAACAGCUUCAAAAAGAUCCCCGGAGUAUUCCCAUCAAUGCACUUCUCUUUGUGUUGACUGAAAAAUGUCACAUAAAAGUGCCAAAAUCACAGAGGUUGGUGAGAUAUAGUUAUGCUGCAAAUGCAUUGUGCAACUGAAGGGCACACAGUCAGUGUAUGCUUCUAUCUGCUUUCGCAAUGCAGCUAUGUAAAUGAAUGCACUGUACAUUAGUCCCAAUUUUUCCUCUGAACAGUCAAAGCCACACCCAGCUUUUCAGACUUUGAACUGUAAAUACCUGAUGUAACAAAACCCUGCAACACCAGUUAUAGCAUAUAUAAUGUUUGGUUUAGGAACCGGCAGUGAUAUAACUUACCCCCAAUACAGCAACUGAUUUUCCUGUCUCCAUUGAAUCUGGUUCCCAAUUUUUAAUAUUAUAGUUACAAACUUCACUGGGAAGAUGUCAUUUAGGGAGAUUUAUUGUUAAACCGAAAAAUGUGUUAAUGUUUACUAGGUAUAUACCCAGCUCUUCCACCCAUCCAAGAAGUGGAUUUCAGUCUUCUUCGUGAUGAAGUAAGUUGCAGUAGCUUAUUUCUUUACCUGUUGCAAUGUGAGAGCACUAUUCAAACGAUGCAUUUUUUGUAUUUGCAAAUAUAUUAUCUUAAAUUCCAUAUGAAGAAAAACAAAUGGCUAUACAGUUAAUUAAACUUAGUCACAUUCAUCUACCUUUUCCUGAUAGAACCGGCCCUUUCAACUCAGACACAACUUAACACAUUCAAUUGAUGAAGACAUAAUAAUCACUGUUCCACCAAUUUGCUUGUUUUGGCUGCCUGGAUGGUAGUAACCCAGUUGUAGCCAACACCAAAAAGGCGGAUUGUUUUCCCUUUAUGAUUUUUCUUUACAAUCUUUCACAGGAUGAGUGGGAAUUAAUACUGAACUUUAUUGUGACGUUUCCAUCAGUUAUCAAGAGCACGGUGCCUAAAAUCACUUUGAAGUCGCAUAAUGUCAUUAUCCAAACCAAUAAGGUAAAUAUACAUGCAGAACUACCCAACUCUCUACAUAGAGCGAUUUUCUCAUGAUCUUGAAAUAAAAACGCGUGAACGAAACAGAAACAACAAACGAACGGAAAUAGAGCGAUUUGAUUGGUUUAUAGAACUGACACAAACUCGCGUGGCUUUUGGUUGGUUAAGCGAACGCUCGGUUGAAAAUGCUUCAUGCCCGAAGAACUUUCUAGAAAUCUUUCGAUACUUCGCUUUGAUGUCAUACUGCAAAACGAGUAGCCUAUGGAACAAUGGCUUCUCCAUAUUAGGGUUUUCUUUGGCUGGAAAACGAAGAGUCCAUGUUUUGAUCUUGUAAUAAUAAUAAUGGAAUUUAUAUAGCGCUUAUACAUCGCUGUUCUAUCUUGUUUCAUCCAUUGGCUGAUAAAAACAACUGACGAACACGUACCGAAACCAUUUUUCAAGGUCAGAGGAAAAUCGUUCUACAGUCUAACCUCUCCUUACGGACACCACUGUAAUACGGACACCUCUCUAUUACGGACAGUUCGUUUGGUCCCAGAAAUGACAAAAAUAAUACAUUCACUACGUCUAUAAUAAGGACACCUCUGUAAAGCGGACACUUGGUUCUGUCCCUUUAGUGCCCGUAUUAAAGAGGUUUGACUGUAUCAUGUUCCCUCAAGUACUGUAGUCUUUCAAAUGAAUAAGUGCAAAUGAAAUAUAACUACUAUGCAAUUUUCCAGUACGCUAAAGGUCUUUUCAAGGAUAGUGAAAUAUACAAUCUAAGUUGAAUAGGCCGAAAAUAAUGUUAGAAAUCCAAAAUGGCAGGAGAAACCAGUUGGCUACUUGGAGUGAUAAUAUAUGAACCUGGCAUUAAAUGCCCUAAACCGCUCAGUUUUGCUGGGUGUAGGUUAGUGGUGUGGUUGACCUGUUUUAUGUUGCCAUUGUAUCCAAGGAAAGCAUUGACAAUUAGAAUGAAGCGUGAAUAACAGCUCUGAUGGGGUUACUCACUGGUGAAGUCACUUUUAUACGUGGCAACCAGAGUUUGUUUUUGUGUAACAAUGGUGCAUUUUAUUCUUAUUGUUCACGGUUAUUGCAAAGUUUAGUUUGACAGUUUGAUUUAUUUACAGAUCUGUUCCUUUUUGUUCACUUUGAGCCAUAAAUUCAGUUCUUACUAUGGACGGGUGCACAUUCUUGGGGUAAGAACUAAAACCAAUGAAAAUAGUCUUUUUCACAGCAACCUUGCUUAGGUUUUUUGCCGCCCUCUCAAAGGUGCCACCAUGCAGCUUAUUCAAAAUGGUUACAAUGUUCUUGAUGAUUUCAAGUCAUUUCAUUUUUGCUCAGAAAGGUUAUGAAAUUUAGUCCUUGAGGAUUGGGUGAAUUUCAUUUCAUUUGUUUCCAGCUUUUCUUGUGUGGUUAACUGUUAAACCCUGCCAGUCUACUCGUGCGUUUAAAUAAGCGUCGUAUUUCCAAAGCAAACAAUAUUGUAGAGUUAGUUAUGUUUAGCAGAUGUUCUUUUACUAAAAACAUCACCACAAUUAUUGACAGCCUAGGAAAAAGGAGCAGGAGAAAGGUGACUGUUGGCUGUCUAACUUGGAUAAUUACCUUGGAAUGAUGCUCUUUUAAAGCAUAGACACUGCGGAAACAAAACAAGUCGGCUGAUUUCCGUGGAACGAGGCUCCUCAUGAGCAAUAGUCAACCUAGUCAUCCUAGUCAAUAGUCUCCUAGUAUAUGUGGAAUGCUACAAUUGAAGGUCUGAGUGUUUUCCAGUCAUUCAAGUCACCGUUCAACCAAAUCAGCAUAGUCGCCCAAGUCACCCUAGUAAACUUUGUCUUCCUAGCCACCCUAGUCACCCUAGUCAACCAUUCACCCCAGUAGCCCCAGUAGUAGCUAUGAUGUUGGUUUAAUAUCUUUACCGAUUUCCCUACAGGAAUCGCGACAUCAUCUUUUCCCCACCAUGUUUGCAAGACUUUAUCUGAUGAAAGCUCUUCAACAGGUAAGCUACGAAUAUUAGGCCGUCAAAGUGAUGUCACAAACUUGUGGAGAUUGUCUUUAUUUAAUAAAUUGGUCAGUACAAAUCACUAAGUCGAAUGAACGAGAAUUUGGAAGAUUAAAAAAUUUUAAUGGCAAUAAAACAUUUAUGGAAGCUUACCAAAUUGAGCUUGUGACAGUGUUAAUGAACCGAUUUUCUAUGAUUUGCACUCGUACGUAUGCUGUCAUUAAUCUUAUACUGUUUUUUUUUACCUGAUCAAGGGACAGCGUCGAAAACGUUUGGAUUGCUUAACUUUCUGAUUUGAUCUUUUCCGUUACGUUAAAGAAAUCCUAACACAGUUAUUAAAUUCUGUUUUCAGAUAAUUUUGACCUGCCUCAAGCUUUUGAACAUCAGCUCCCUGAAGCAAAUGUAAUGAAAAGCAGCAGCUCAGUCUUGUGACAGACAGCUAAGGGCCAUACAUUCUAUGAUUUUGGGUCCUUGCGAUGGAAUAGAUGAUAACCAACGAUGUUCUUUUAUUGGAAAAGCAACAAAGUUAAACAAAACAGUUAACUUAAUGCAGUUCCGCAGUAUUUCUGUUUGGAUAGAAAGUCAUUCAUCAGUACUGCUCUUUAUAAUAACAUCAACAACAACAACAACAACAACAACAACAACAACAACAACAACAAUAAUAAUAAUAAUAACAAUAUCUCUAUGUUGUGGUACAAUCUUGUCCUCUGUUUUGAGUAACCAGAAAGUUAGACGAAGUGUUUGCAACAAAGGGAAAUAAAAUUUGAUCCAAC
Porites evermanni is the source of this 12434-nucleotide messenger RNA. NCBI's taxonomy places the organism in Eukaryota, Metazoa, Cnidaria, Anthozoa, Scleractinia, Poritidae. The record is from the annotation of a GenBank genome assembly.